AUGAUGGAAAGUGAGGAUCUUAUAUCUGAUCAAGCAUUCCUUGCUCAAAAGAACGUUGAUGAAGGAACUCAACAAGCUACAGUGUCAAGUGAACAACCCAUUGAUAGUACAAGUAAUGAUGCAGCAUUGUCAUCUAAGGAAGAGCUGGCAAAAUGUCAGUCAGAUUUUCAGUAUCCUUUCAUCGAGCAGGCAAGUCAUAUGUUGGGCAGCUUCCCAGCUCCUCCAGCAUUUGCAUCGGAGUUUCCUUCAAAAAAUGCAACUCUUCUUCUAAAUUCUGCUUCCAGUUCAGCACAUGUUACGGCUGGCAUGAUUCAAAUAAGAAAUUUGACAGUCAAUGGCAAUGAAACAUACCAAUCUUUCAGCAAGAACCUGAACUUCAAUAUUGUUUUUUCAUUUGGCUUAUCCCAAGGUAACAAUGGUUCUGCUAACUUGGAAUCACGGGUUAGCAUACUUCCAGGGAAGACUGUUUCUGCAACUUCUAUGGGUUGGUUAGAUUUCAUAUUCUUGUGGGUUCUUAUUCUCUCCAUGAGCUUCAAAAUUGGGACCUAUAUCUGUGGUUACACUUCAAGGUGUCUACCUCGGAAUGUCGACCAGUCUAAAGACAGAGUAGCCUGGUGA
Messenger RNA from Fraxinus pennsylvanica, 618 nucleotides. NCBI's taxonomy places the organism in Eukaryota, Viridiplantae, Streptophyta, Magnoliopsida, Lamiales, Oleaceae. The record is from the annotation of a GenBank genome assembly.